AUGAAGAUCCCUCAAAGAUACUCCAUUUCAAAAGCUAACACAUCCAAGAAACCUAUGGUGUGCAAGCUUCACAAGUCCAUUUAUGGACUAAGACAAGCAUUAAGACAAUGGCAUGACACUUUGAAGAAGGCAUUAGCAUCACAUGGUUUUGUCCAAUCAAAACAUGAUUACUCCUUGUUCACCAAAGGUCAGCAUGGAUCUUUCAUUGCUUUAUUGGUUUAUGUUGAUGAUAUAAUCAUUGUUGGUCCAGCUCUGCAGUUGAUUGCCAAAACAAAGCAAAUAUUACAAAGUCACCUCAAGUUGAAAGAUCUUGAUAGUCUUAAUUUCUUCUUAGGCUUAGAGAUUGCUAGAUCCAAAACUAGAAUCUAUCUUUCACAAAGAGGCUAUGCUCUUUCACUUUUGGAAGAAACAACUUUCAGUGGCUGUAAACCCCCUUCAAUUCCCAUGGAAAAUUCAUCAAGUCUUACUGCUAUAUCUGGUACUAAAUUAUUUGAUCCAGGUCGUUAUAUUGUGAGUAACGCUCAAAGAGGGGGUAACAAUCAACAAAGGACUCUAACUUCGAUCCCUAUGACCUACACUGAACUGCUACCACAACUGGUUCAAAAUGCUCUAAUUGUGCCUUUUCCUAUAAAGCCUGUCCAACCUCCAUAUCCAAGAAGUUAUGAUCCAAAUGCCAAAUGUGAAUAUCAUGCUGGAACGAUAGGUCAUUCAACUGAGAGAUGUUGGGGUUUGAAACACAAGGUACAAGACUUGAUAGAAGCGGGAUUAUUAAGCUUUAAAGAAAGCGAGCCCAAUGUAAGAAGUAAUCCACUUCCAGGUCAUGGGACUUCAUCAGUUAAUGUUAUCAAAGAAGAAUGUACUCCACAAGUGACAGAAGUAGAGAAGAUUCGAACCCCCAUGAGAUUCAUUUUUUCAAAAUUGUGCAAAUAUGGGAUGAUUAAGGGAGAGUCUCGCGAAGCAGGAGUGUGUGAUCUCCACCCUACAGCUGCACAUUCUAUUGAGGAAUGUGACAGGUUCAAGCAAAUAUUGCAGGGCAUGAUUAACUCAAACUUGGUUCAGGGAGAGUCUCGCGAAGCAGGAGUGUGUGAUCUCCACCCUACAGCUGCACAUUCUAUUGAGGAAUGUGACAGGUUCAAGCAAAUAUUGCAGGGCAUGAUUAACUCAAACUUGGUUCAGGACACUAAGGCGGUUCCAUGGCGUUACGAUGCGAAGGUAAAGAGUGACUACCUGAAUGCCCAACAAAAAAAAGGUGUCGAUACUGCAAGAACCAACAUAACAAAUAUCACGGGGGUAGGUGGAAUGACCCGUAGUGGUAGAGUCUAUACCCCAGAAGAGUUGAGAGUAAAAGACUUUACAAGACACCAUGAGGAAAAGGAAAAUACAAUCAUCAAUGAAGGGGUUUCAGGUGUUAGGAGGAGAGAUGAUAAAAAAGUCGUGGAUGAAAGGAAAAAGGAAGUAUCCGAUGAAGAAGCCUCAGAAUUUCUUAAGUUUAUUCGACAAAGUGAGUACAAGCUUAUUGAUCAAUUAAAUCAUACUCCUGCAAGAGUAUCUUUGUUGUCAGUGCUGAUGAAUUCUGAGAGUCAUAGAAAAUUAUUGAUGAAGAUCUUGAAUGAAGCUCAUGUGUCCAAUGACAUCACACUAGACACAUUUGGCGGCAUCGUUGGUAACAUUACAGCCAAUAACCACCUAACUUUCACAGAUGAUGAAGUCCCAGCUGAAGGAAGGGGACAUAACAAGGCUUUACACAUCUCUGUGAAAUGCGCAAAUCACAUUUUGGCUAGAGUGCUUAUCGAUAAUGGGUCCUCAUUGAAUGUGAUGCCCAAGUCAACACUGGAUCGAUUGCCUUGUGAUGGGACACAUAUGAAACCAAGUUCCAUGAUUGUGAGGGCCUUUGAUGGAUCACGAAGGGAAGUUAUGGGAGAGAUCGAGAUCCCUGUCCAGAUUGGCCCAUUCACCUUCAACAUAACUUUUCAAGUCAUGGAUAUCAAACCUGCAUACAGUUGUUUGUUGGGAAGGCCAUGGAUCCAUUCAGCUGGGGUUGUUCCCUCUUCUUUACAUCAGAAGCUGAAAUUCAUCGUGGAGGACAAGCUAGUGAUUGUCUCAGGAGAGGAAGACAUGUUGGUGAGUUGUCCUACUCCCACUCGUUAUAUUGAAGCAACUGAGGAGGCUUUGGAAACCUCAUUUCAGUCAUUGGAAAUAAUUAGUACUGCUUAUGUUGAAUCUCCAAUGGGAAGUCCACAAUCAUCAAGUGCAUCCAUGAUGGUUGCAAAGGUCAUGAUGAAUGGAGGGUAUCAGCCAGGACUUGGGUUGGGAAAAUGCUUGGAAGGAGUCACAAAAUUGAUAGAUUUGCCAGAAAAUAAGAAUCGAUGGGGGUUAGGGUACAAACCUACUCAAGCCGAUAAAAGAAGAAUGGCAGAGGAGAAUAAAGAGAAAAGGUUGGCUCGUCUAGAGAAUCGAGAGCCUAAAGUUCAGAAGAUUCCCAUUUGUCACCUUUAUCAAAGCUUUCGAAGCGGGGGGGUGGUGCACGCAGAUCAAGUGGCUAUGAUUAAGGAAGAUGAUGAUGAUAAUCACGCCAACUUCAUAUAUCUGUGUGACCCAUGUGAAGAGCUCCGCAACUGGAAGAUCGUUGAAUUUCCUGUGACUCUUAAUUCAAUUUCAAAAUCCGAUAAUAACCAUGCCAAAAAUAAUAAUGCUAACAUCCCAUGUCACAAUUUUGAUCACCCCAUUAAUGAAGCUGAAGAGGAUGACGAUGACCUGAGCACCCCACCAGAAAUUGAAAUGUUGGUGGAACAAGAGGAUCGGGUGAUCCAACCCCAUGAAGAAGAACUUGAAGUGAUUAAUCUGGGAAAUGAAAAUGAUAAAAAAGAAAUAAAAAUAGGAGUUGCUAUAAAAGGAGAAGAAAGAAAUAAGUUGCUUAAGUUGUUAUUUGAGUAUGUCGAUGUCUUCGCGUGGUCAUACCAAGACAUGCCCGGGUUGGAUUCUAGCAUAGUUGAGCAUCACUUACCAUUGAACCCCGAAUGCACACCAGUUAAGCAAAAAUUGAGGCGCAUGAAGCCAGAGGUCUCUUUAAAGAUAAAAGAAGAGGUAAAGAAACAAUUUGAUGUUGGAUUCCUUGCAGUGGCGAAGUACCCUCAAUGGGUUGCCAAUAUAGUUCCUGUUCCAAAGAAAGACGGAAAAGUUCGAAUGUGUGUUGACUACAGAGACCUUAACAGGGCUAGUCCCAAGGAUGAUUUCCCAUUGCCACAUAUAGAUGUUCUAGUGGAUAACACUGCCCGACAUGCUUUCUUUUCGUUCAUGGAUGGAUUUUCAGGAUAUAAUCAAAUAAGGAUGGCUCCUGAGGAUAUGGAAAAAACUACAUUUAUUACAUCAUGGGGAACAUUUUGUUACAAAGUGAUGCCCUUUGGAUUGAAGAAUGCUGGAGCAACCUAUCAACGAGCUAUGGUGACUUUGUUUCAUGAUAUGAUGCACAAAGAGAUUGAAGUUUAUGUCGACGACAUGAUCGCUAAGUCAAGAACAGAGGUAGAGCAUAUCAUAAAUCUACAAAAGCUAUUUGUGCGGCUAAGGAAAUAUAAGCUCCGACUUAAUCCUGCCAAAUGUACUUUUGGUGUGAAGUCAGGAAAGUUGUUGGGAUUUGUAGUUAAUGAAAAGGGUAUAGAGGUUGAUCCUGACAAAGUGCGAGCAAUUUUAGAAAUGCCAGCUCCUAGUACAGAAAAAGAAGUUCGUGGUUUCUUGGGUACGUUGAACUACAUUGCCAGAUUCAUAUCUCAAUUAACUGCCACCUGCAAUCCGAUUUUCAAGUUACUGCGCAAGAGUCAACCAGUGGUAUGGAAUGAAGAUUGUCAAAAAGCUUUUGAGAAGAUCAAGCAAUAUUUACAAGACCCUCCAGUUUUGGUACCUCCCAUUUCAGGGAGACCUCUCAUUCUGUAUAUCUCGGUAUUCUUUGCUAGAGCGAACCUGUUGUGCUUUGGCUUGGGCUACUCGGCGUUUGAGACAGUACAUGUUAAGUCACCCUACUUGGUUAGUGUCCAAGAUGGCCCCGAUCAAGCUGUUAAAGGUAGUGCAUUGGCUGAGCUUUUGGCUCAUCAACCCAUAGAGGAUUAUCAAUCAAUGGAAUAUGAUUUUCCAGAUGAAGAUAUCAUGGCUUUAUUUGAGGAGGGAGAGUCCAUGAAUGGAGAGAAGUGGAAGUUGUUGUUUGAUGGAGCUUCUAACGCACUAGGGCAUGGAAUUGGGGCAGUGUUGAUUACUCCAGAGAACCAGUUAAUCCCUUUCACCGCAAGGUUAGGUUUUGAUUGCACUAACAAUGUGGCAGAGUAUGAAGCAUGUGCAAUGGGGAUUCUAGCAGCUUUGGAAUUUAAAGCUAAAGUGUUAGAAGUUUAUGGAGACUCAGCAUUGGUUGUUCAUCAACUCAGAGAUGAAUGGGAAACUCGGGAUUCUAAAUUAAUUCCAUACCACUCAUACAUCAAAAAUUUGAUGGAACAAUUUGAGGAAAUAACUUUCCAUCACAUCCCUCGUGAGGAAAAUCAAUUGGCUGAUGCCCUGGCUACAUUGUCUUCGAUGUUCAAGAUUAGUCAAGGAAAAGAGGUUCCACUGAUAAGAAUACAGAAUCAAGGUCAACCAGCAUAUUGUCAAGCAAUAGAGGAAGAACCAGACGGAAAACCAUGGUUCUAUGACAUCAAGCGCUAUCUAAAAGACAGAGAGUACCCUCCUGGAGCUUCAGAAAAUGACAAGAAAACUUUAAGGAGAUUGGCAAUGAGAUUG
Cajanus cajan (pigeon pea) is the source of this 4758-nucleotide messenger RNA. The record is from RefSeq and is a predicted model, not a curated record. Lineage: Eukaryota; Viridiplantae; Streptophyta; Magnoliopsida; Fabales; Fabaceae.